AGAAAAAAGAAAAAAGAAAAAAAAAACAAGAGAAAACCAAUAAAUAGAAGAAGAGCUCACAGAGAGUUGUAAAAGAAUCAACCCCAUUAGAUUAGAUCCCACAUUCACACACGUAAACGAAGAACGAAAGGAAUUUCCCACAAACUCCGAAAAGCUCAGAAAUCAACAAGACUCCACCUCCACCUAGGGUUUUCCACAAUCGUCGAAGAGAGAGAGAGAAGAUGGUUCUGACGCAGAAGCUUCACGAAGCGUUCAAAGGAACGGUGGAGAGAAUCACAGGUCCUCGCACCGUCUCCGCCUUCAAAGAGAAAGGCGUUCUCAGCAUCUCCGAGUUCGUCAUCGCCGGCGAUAACCUCGUCUCCAAAUGCCCUACCUGGUCCUGGGAAUCAGGCGAGCCAAACAAGAGGAAGUCAUACUUGCCACCAGAGAAGCAGUUCUUAAUUACUAGAAAUGUCCCUUGUCUACGAAGGGCUGCAUCAGUUGAAGAGGAAUAUGAAGCUGCAGGUGGGGAGGUUCUUCUUGAUAACGAAGACAAUGACGGCUGGUUGGCAACCCAUGGGAAGCCAAAGGAUAAAAGCGAUGAGGCAGAAAACUUGCCUUCUAUGGAGACUUUAGAAAUCAGCAGCAAGAACAAGACUGUAAAGUCAAUACCCUCACACUUUGGGGAUCAAGAUGAAGAAGAUAUUCCUGACAUGGCUGAUUACGAAGAACCUGACAAUAUUGAGACAGAUGCUGCAACACUUCCAUCCACAUAUCUUGUUGCUGAGGAACCUGAUGAUGACAAUAUUUUACGGACUCGAACCUAUGAUGUCAGCAUCACGUAUGACAAAUAUUAUCAAACUCCUCGUGUGUGGCUUACUGGGUAUGAUGAGUCAAGGAUGCUUUUGCAACCAGAGCUUGUACUUGAAGAUGUUAGUCAAGAUCAUGCACGCAAAACAGUAACCAUUGAGGACCAUCCACACUUGCCUGGAAAGCAUGCAUCAGUGCAUCCAUGCCGACAUGGGGCUGUGAUGAAAAAGAUCAUCGAUGUACUGAUGUCACAUGGAGUUGAACCAGAAGUUGAUAAGUACCUUUUCUUAUUCUUGAAAUUUGUUGCCUCUGUAAUUCCAACAAUUGAAUAUGACUACACCAUGGACUUUGAUCUUGGUAGCUCCAGCAAUUAAUUCAAAGAUACUAGUUGCAACUUCAGCAUGAAGGUGAUUAAAAUGUGAAGUUAAACAAUGUUGUAAGUUGUAACUACUACUAAUGGUGUUGUCUGUUGACUUAGCCAUUAUUGUACAGUCUAAACUAUUUGAUUGGAUCGUCUUUUGGAUGCUGAAUGUGUUAUUGGAAGCCACCGUUCACGUUAUUAGUGAAUGAUGGUUUUGUAUAGUGGAAGUUCUAUUUAUCUUUA
This is a messenger RNA of Quercus robur (English oak), 1393 nucleotides long. RefSeq names its product autophagy-related protein 3. The transcript has 10 exons. Gene Ontology annotation, cellular component: cytoplasmic ubiquitin ligase complex; cytosol. Gene Ontology annotation, molecular function: Atg8-family ligase activity. Lineage: Eukaryota; Viridiplantae; Streptophyta; Magnoliopsida; Fagales; Fagaceae. The record is from RefSeq and is a predicted model, not a curated record. Bases 222 to 1163 code for a protein of 313 amino acids. Gene Ontology annotation, biological process: nucleophagy; autophagy of mitochondrion; autophagosome assembly.